AAAAAAAAGAAAAAAAAAAAAAUUCAAAAUUGAAUGUUUGGAAAGACGCGCAAAGUAAAAUGGCAGAUGAGAUGGUGGCGCUCUUUCUUCUUCUUCUUCUUCUUCUUCUUCCCUAGAUCGUCUGCUUCUCUUACUCGCUUCCACGGCCAAGAACCAUGGAAAACGAUUGCACGGCUGUGGAGAUCAAUGGCCUUCCCACCUACGAUGGAAGGUACAUCCUCUACAACGUUCUCGGCAACUUAUUUGAGGUCUCCGCCAAGUACUCCCCUUCAAUUCAGCCUGUUGGACGCGGUGCUUACGCCAUUGUUUGGUACUCGACGAAUUCGGAGACGAAAGAUGAGGUUGCGAUAAAGAAGAUAGGGAAUGCUUUUGAUAACUGGGUUGAUACCAAGAGAACUCUUCGUGAGAUUAAACUUCUAUGCCAUAUGGACCAUGAAAAUAUUAUAAAGAUCAAAGAUAUAAUUCCUCCACCAGAAAAGGAAAAAUUCAAUGAUGUGUAUAUUGUGUAUGUAUUAAUGGACACUGACCUGCAUCAGAUCAUUUGCUCUAGCCAAGCUCUAACAGACGAUCACUGUCAGUACUUCUUAUACCAGUUACUACGAGGUUUGAAGUAUUUACACUCUGCAAAUGUCUUGCACCGAGAUCUAAAACCAGGCAAUCUGCUUCUCAAUGCAAAUUGCGACCUCAAGAUUUGUGAUUUUGGAUUAGCAAGAACAACAUCAGAGACGGAUUUUAUGACAGAAUAUGUUGUAACCAGAUGGUAUCGAGCUCCUGAGCUACUACUUAACACCUAUGAAUACACUGCAGCCAUAGAUAUUUGGUCUGUUGGAUGUAUUCUCAUGGAAAUUCUAAGGAGGGAGCCACUGUUCCCUGGUAAAGAUUAUGCGUAACAACUGGGGCUUAUAACCGAGGUACUUGAUCAUUGUCUUCCAAUUUUCUGCAUGAUGUUUGAAAUUAUGCAUUCAAACGCUGAGGUGAUGUGAGAUCCCACGUCGGUUGGAGAGGAGAACUAAACAUUCCUUAUAAG
Cucurbita moschata (crookneck pumpkin) is the source of this 1027-nucleotide messenger RNA. Its product is annotated as mitogen-activated protein kinase homolog NTF6-like. Lineage: Eukaryota; Viridiplantae; Streptophyta; Magnoliopsida; Cucurbitales; Cucurbitaceae. The transcript has 4 exons. The record is from RefSeq and is a predicted model, not a curated record. Gene Ontology annotation, molecular function: MAP kinase activity; ATP binding. The coding region runs from base 156 to 890 and encodes 244 amino acids. Gene Ontology annotation, cellular component: cytoplasm; nucleus. Gene Ontology annotation, biological process: intracellular signal transduction; protein phosphorylation.